Eucalyptus grandis is the source of this 2880-nucleotide messenger RNA. RefSeq names its product receptor-like protein 9b. The record is from RefSeq and is a predicted model, not a curated record. The transcript has 5 exons. The coding region runs from base 1 to 2880 and encodes 959 amino acids. Gene Ontology annotation, molecular function: protein binding. NCBI's taxonomy places the organism in Eukaryota, Viridiplantae, Streptophyta, Magnoliopsida, Myrtales, Myrtaceae.
AUGAAAAAGAAAGCACUGUGGGUGCUUGUGGUGGUUUUGGGUAUCGCAUGUUUAUGUGGCUCUCAUGGGUGUCGGGAGCAAGAAAGGGUUGCACUCUUAGCGCUCAAUGCCACAUUGGACCUGCAAUAUAGGGUGGAUGUUGGGGGAUCAUAUUUCAACUGUUGCAGCUGGGAAGGUGUUGAGUGCAACCCCACCACAGGACGAGUCACUCAACUAAUGCUCUCCCAUUCGAGAUAUUACCGUUUUGGCUCCAAAACUUGGUACCUAAAUGCUUCUCUACUUCUUCCAUUUGAAGAACUCAAGAGCCUUUCCUUGUCCGACAACUAUUUAGGAGGGUGGAUUGCACCAGAAGAACCAAACCUACUAUCUUCAAGAUUGAGCAAACUAGAGGUGCUUGAUGUGAGUCAUAACUCUCUAGGUCAUUCUAUUCUAUCCGUUCUCAAUACAAUUCCAUCUCUUCGGCAUGUGCUCCUCCAUGACAAUAAUUUGAGUGGGACUUUACACGUGAAUGGUGAUUUUAGUAAUUUGAUGGAGCUUGACAUAAGACAUAACGCAGUUGAUGCAAUGGUUAUUGUUGAAGGUGGUUUCAGUAAUUUAAAGGAGCUGGACAUGAGUGAUAAUCCAAUCGAUGUAGCAGCUAUUGCUAAAGGCUUGUGUAAUCUCAUAAAACUAGAAGAGCUGGAUCUUAGCAUUAACAAAAUUACUGGCGGGCUUCCUAUGUGUUGGCGAAACAUGACAUCUAUUCGGGUUCUAUUUCUUGAAGACAAUGAAUUCACAGAUAAUGUCGCCUCAUCUCCCCUCACUAGUCUUACCUCACUCGAAUUGCUUUCCAUUUCGGGUAAUUAUUUUGAUAUCCCCUUGUCACUCGGCCCACUUGCAAACUAUUCAAGACUUAAGGUCCUCUUGCUUGAUGACAAUAAACCAACAAUUGAUUCCAAAGUUGCGUCUUUGAUCCCAAGGUUCCAAUUGAAGGUUUUUAGUAUGUCAAAUAGUCUAUUGAAAGGCUUCAAAGUGACUUCUCUUGGCUUUCUCAAUCAUCAAUAUGACCUGAGAACCAUUGAUCUCUCCUCGAAUGACAUUUUGGGUCCUUUUCCAGCUUGGUUGUUGGAAAACAACACUAAGUUGGAAAAGCUUUUUAUGGCAAAUAACUUAUUUGCGACACUUGAGGUUCCACUGAUGACCCUUCAUAAUCUUUUGAUGAUGGACAUAUCCAACAACGGCAUGAGAGGAGAGCUCACGACCGAAUUUUGUUUAAAUGUCCCAAAUAUGUACCACCUUAAUCUAUCAACCAACAGAUUGGAAGGGAAUAUUCCAUAUGAAUUGGCUAGUAUAAAAUCCCUAUUUUUCUUGGACCUUUCUCACAACAAUUUCUCCAAGGGACUACCUAUCCAGUUACUAGAUAACAGCUCAUCAUUGUAUAACCUCAACGUAGCAUAUAACAACUUGCAAGGAGAAAUUGUGUUUUCCAAUGACACCAUGAACCUAAAUUUCCUAUGUCUACAGUUAGAGCACAACAUGUUCACUGGAGAUCUCUCUUUUCUUUCAUCACUCUUAAAUUUGUUGUUAUUGGAUGGUAGCAACAACUUUUUCAUUGGCAAGCUUCCCAGAUUGAUUGCGAACACAUCAUUGCUUGUGUUUCUUGACUUGUCCCAAAAUCAGUUAAAUGGCCUCAUCCCUCAAGAACUCUUUAAUCUUACUCAGCUCAAGUAUUUGGCUUUGUCUGACAACAAUCUCUCCGGUUUAUUAGCAUCAUCUUUCAUAGCACCCGCGUUGAGUCACAUCCAUUUGAAUGGGAACAAGUUGAAUGGUUCAAUCAUGCAUGUGCUCUUUAAUAGCUCCAAUUUGGUGACCUUGGAUUUGAGUGAAAAUGAGUUCUUUGGAAGCAUACCCUAUUGGCUAGGUACCCUCUCUCAAUUAAGCAUUCUUUCACUGAGAGGUAAUAGCUUCUACGGAACAUUUCCCGAGCAAUUGUGCAGAUUGAAAAGCUUAAGUAUGAUCGAUCUUUCUGAAAACAAUAUGUUUGGUCCAUUACCUAGUUGCUUGGGACCCAUGAAUUUCUCCUCUGGAGGAUAUGCCAAUAAGGUAACUUCACUACCGCUAGGGUUUUUCGGAGGUGGAGUUGAAGAAUUGUCACCUUGGUCUUAUGUGAGGUCAAUUAGAAGCCACACCGAGUUCUACCACUAUAAAUCACUGGUAGAACAAGAAUGGCAAGUUCUACAUAUUGUUGGGUUCACAACAAAAAGAAGGUUUGAUGCUUAUAAAGGCUAUGCACUCCUUAACAUGGUAGGACUAGAUUUUUCUUGCAACCAUUUCAGUGGGGAGAUCCCACUAGAUAUUGCAAUCUCACAGGACAUGCUUGUGCUGAAUUUGUCGCACAACAAGCUUACAGGACACAUACCGAUGUCAUUGUCGAACCUCACAAAGAUAGAAAGCAUUGACCUUUCCUACAACAACUUAAUUGGUUCUAUCCCUGAAGAGCUUACUCAGUUGAAUUUUCUGGGAGUCUUCAAUGUGUCUUACAACGACUUGUCAGGAGCCAUACCAAACAAAAAUCAGUUUGGGUCAUUCGAUGAAAGCAGUUACUACGGAAACCAUCUUUUGUGUGGACUACCAUUGAGUAAUGACUGUUCAACAACUAUUAACAUUAAUUGCUCGGCAACAAAAUCAUGCAGGAAAGCUAAAGAAGAUGGUUUCAUAGAUGGAGAGACAUUUUAUAUCAGCUUCGGAGUGUCAUACAUGACGGUUUUACUAGUAAUUCCGGUUGUUCUGUUCAUCAACCCCCAAUGGCGGCAGGGAUGGUUUCAUUAUGUGGAACUGGUUAUCACCACAUGUAAGAGCUUGUUCAUCACAUGCUACUAUUUCGUGCAGGAUGGUUUUUGA